Messenger RNA from Saccoglossus kowalevskii, 543 nucleotides. Its product is annotated as tigger transposable element-derived protein 4-like. Lineage: Eukaryota; Metazoa; Hemichordata; Enteropneusta; Harrimaniidae. The record is from RefSeq and is a predicted model, not a curated record.
AUGGUCAGCGAUUUGUUCAUCGAAUGGCUACACAAACUGGUCAAGAAGUACGCCAGAAAAGAAAAAUUCUCAUGUUCGUCGACAACUGGUCCCGCCCAUCCAGCUGUCAAAAACCUCAAAGCCAUCAAACUCGUCUUUCUCCCGCCAAAUACAACUUCGAAGCUGCAACCGAUGGAUCAGGGCGUGAUUAGAAAUUUCAAGUGUUUUUACCGGCAACGAGUAGUUCAGAGAAUGUUGGUGAAUCUUGAUUCAGGUGAAACCCUACCCACGAUCAAUGUCAAAGAUGCGAUCGACAUGCUUCAUUCGUCCUGGCACAAAGUUACCGAUACCACCAUUGCCAACUGCUUCAGAAAGGUGUCGUUUGUACAUCCACCAAAUCCCGACGUGGAACAGGAAGUCAGCAUUGCCGAUUGUGGAGACAUUACGGCCGAUAACACCAAUGAUGUUGAAUGUUUAUGCGACAAUUUAGCCCAUCAUAUCAAAUUCCCAGAGAUUACAUUUUCGGAUUUUGUCUGCGCAGACGACGAAACUGGUGUUUAUUAA